Lathyrus sativus (Indian pea) is the source of this 768-nucleotide messenger RNA. NCBI's taxonomy places the organism in Eukaryota, Viridiplantae, Streptophyta, Magnoliopsida, Fabales, Fabaceae. The record is from the annotation of a GenBank genome assembly.
AUGGAUCCAGCGCCAAUAAUCAACGCUGCUCCCAACACGCUGUCGUUUCACCCACCGGAGAUCUGGCAGUUCCCACCCUCGACAACACCGCAGUUCGAGCAUGGUUUCGGAGCUUUCGCAACGGAAGUUCCCGGUAGAGAAUUGGUUGGUUCUGAGCUCAGACUUCCGAACCGUGGCCGGAAAAGGCGCGACACGGAGGAGGAUUCUGUUAAAGGCGUUUCCACCAGCAACGACGUGAAUGGUGAUGGUGGUGAUGAUGGAAAAAGGAUUAAGACAUCAUGGAAGAGUAAAGAUGAGGAAGUAGUAGGAGACGAAAACAGUUCAGGAAAGCAUGCGGAAAAAAUUACGGAAGAGCCACAUCCUAAGCAAGAUUUUAUUCAUGUUCGAGCUAGAAGGGGUCAAGCUACUGAUAGCCACAGUCUUGCCGAAAGAGCUAGAAGAGAAAAGAUUAGUGAAAGGAUGAAAACUCUUCAAGAUUUAGUCCCUGGUUGCAACAAGGUUAUUGGGAAAGCAUUGGUCCUUGAUGAGAUAAUCAAUUAUAUCCAAUCACUUCAUCACCAAGUAGAGUUUUUGUCGAUGAAGCUGGAAGCAGUAAAUUCAAGAUUGACACCUGGUAUUGAAGUGUUUCCUCCUAAAGUUUUUGAUCAGCAAACAUAUGAAACAACCCCCAUACCAUUUGUUUCACAAGCUACAAGAGAGUACAGCCGGGGUUCAUCACCAGAGUGGUUACAUAUGCAGGUGGGAGGUGGUUUUGAAAGGUCGACGUAA